Guyanagaster necrorhizus is the source of this 287-nucleotide messenger RNA. RefSeq lists its product as uncharacterized. The record is from RefSeq and is a predicted model, not a curated record. The transcript is spliced from 2 exons. Lineage: Eukaryota; Fungi; Basidiomycota; Agaricomycetes; Agaricales; Physalacriaceae. The annotation marks the transcript as partial.
GAUGGGUGCCUGGGCGCGCGUCGGAUCAGGUCUCGUUGAACUGCCCUACUUGCACGGACGGUGGCGUUCUGGGCAGACCAGGGCGUCUGCCGUCGGAUCUACUGGUCUCGUGAUAUAUGCCUGCCAGACGCCGGUACUUGGGCCGGAUUUUCCAGAAGAUGGCACAGUCAUUGAUCUCCGAACGGACCCCGGUUUCUACUAUCAACGGUUAAAGGAAAUGUAGGUACACCGUUGAUAGUGAUCCCGCGUUUGCUGAAUGGUGCAUUCAGUUGGGCAGCAAAACAGAG